Colletotrichum truncatum is the source of this 870-nucleotide messenger RNA. Its product is annotated as endonuclease exonuclease phosphatase family protein. Gene Ontology annotation, molecular function: 3'-5'-RNA exonuclease activity. The record is from RefSeq and is a predicted model, not a curated record. Lineage: Eukaryota; Fungi; Ascomycota; Sordariomycetes; Glomerellales; Glomerellaceae.
AUGGAACUUGGCGACUCCAAGGGGAAAAUACCUAUUCGCAUUAUUACACUAAAUGUCAGAUACGCCGUCAAAAAGACCCUGGUCCCGAAUGAACAGCCAUGGGAAAUUCGCCUCCCAAAGUUGGUCGCCCAACUGAGGGUGCAUACCGCGGGCCAAAUGAAUGCAUUUGUUUGCAUCCAAGAGGCUCAGUAUCAGCAACUUCGCGACAUUCAAGACAACCUUGGACCACGAUGGGCACACAUCGGCCGCGGACGCGCUGAUGGGCAGUUAGAUGGAGAGUUCUCACCCAUCUUUUAUAGAACUGACCAUUGGACCCUUGAGGAAAACCAAACGUACUGGCUAAGCCCUACGCCAGACAUUCCCUCAAAUGGCUGGGGUGCCCAGAUCAACCGUAUUGUCACCAUUGGGCUGUUCCGACACAAGGCAUCAUCCACCAAAGUGGUCGUCAUGAGCACGCAUCUCGAUCAUCGCAGUCACGAAGCACGUUCUGAGAGUGCAAAAUUGCUUCUUAAAUUGGCCCAGAAAUGGCAGGCAGACUCCUCACAGAACACUGGGGAUAUCGUUCAUGUGUUUCUUGGCGGAGAUUUCAACAGCGGUCCUGGCGAUGAGCCCCACAGGCUGUUGACUAGCGAGCCUGGCGGUAUGGUCGACAUCAAAAACCUCGUUCCCGAGUCUCACCAUUGCGGGAAUAAGAUAACCUACACGACGUUUGGGGAGGCGGAGCCAACGAUAAUUGACCACCUCUUCGUUUUGAACCCCACUGCAAUUGACUUUGUCAACUUUGCGGUGCUUUCAAAUAGGUUCGAUGAUGGCAUAUACUAUUCAGACCACCGGCCUGUUCUAGCAGAUAUAGAGAUUCCUGUUGUUUAG